Molecule: messenger RNA, 555 nt
Organism: Meloidogyne enterolobii
Lineage: Eukaryota; Metazoa; Nematoda; Chromadorea; Rhabditida; Meloidogynidae
Source: the annotation of a GenBank genome assembly
AUUUUAAAAAUUCCUUUCUUCUUCUUUAAAGCCUUUAUUUUAAUGAUUGUAAUGGCCACAAAUUUACUUUUGCUUGAUGGCCCAAAAGGACAUCCUCCACCAAUUAAUUUUCAUUCUUUUGGUUCUUUAUUUGGUGUUGCUGUCUAUGCAUUUAUGUGUCACCAUUCAAUACCUGGAUUAAUUUCUCCAAUAAGGGGAAUUAAAAAUAAUUUUAAUAAAAAAUUAUUUUUGAUUUAUUCUUUAAUUUAUUUGUUUUAUUGUGCAUUGUCUUUAACUGGCUCGUUUGCUUUUGAACAUGCACAAGAUAUUUACACUAUUAAUUUUUUGCACGAACAAACAGAACAUGUCAAUUUGUGGGAUUCUUUAAUUGAUUAUUUCCUCGCUUUAUUUCCAGUUUUUGUACUUACAUCUUCAUAUAUUAUUGUAGCAAUUACUUUAUGUAAUAAUAUGAAAGUUUUAUUUAAAUUAUUAAUUAAUGGAAAAUUUGGAAGAAUUUUUAUUAGAAGAAAUUUAGAUAAUCAAGAAGAGGAAAUACUUACAAAGUUUUUAAUUUAA